This is a messenger RNA of Huiozyma naganishii CBS 8797, 1104 nucleotides long. It is a transcript of the gene CAB2, whose product is annotated as phosphopantothenate--cysteine ligase CAB2. The transcript has a single exon. The coding region runs from base 1 to 1104 and encodes 367 amino acids. Gene Ontology annotation, cellular component: nucleus; cytoplasm. Gene Ontology annotation, biological process: coenzyme A biosynthetic process. NCBI's taxonomy places the organism in Eukaryota, Fungi, Ascomycota, Saccharomycetes, Saccharomycetales, Saccharomycetaceae. Gene Ontology annotation, molecular function: phosphopantothenate--cysteine ligase activity. The record is from RefSeq and is a predicted model, not a curated record.
AUGCCACCAACACCAAAAAGACACCUAUAUCACACGUCCACUACAGACCUAUCGCAUGCGAUCGAUAGGUCUAUAGACGAGAGUAUUUUCCCCGUGGCGUACACGGAGGAGGAGGAGAACUUCUUUCUGUCGAACCCGAAACCUUCGUACCUCUCGUAUCUGAUCGAGGACGUCAAACAGUUUUUGAGCCACCAAAGGAGUAUGAAGAGGGACAAAGUUGUUCUUGUUACUUCAGGGGGCACAACGGUCCCGCUGGAGAACAACACUGUCCGGUUUGUCGAUAAUUUCUCUGCUGGGACAAGAGGCGCAUGUUCUGCAGAAUAUUUCUUGAAACACGGGUACAGUGUUAUUUUCUUACACAGAGAGUUCUCCCUUGUGCCCUUUGACAGGUUGUUCCAGCACAACAACUUGGAUAAUAACAAUUUCCUGGACUUCUUCGACAGCGAGGGGAAUCUGAACACGGAGUACAAGAAAACGGUCCUGAAGAACAAGAGGUUGUACGAACAGUACCUGAAAGUGGAACAGACGCUGUUGAUGCUCCCCUUCACGACGGUAAACCAAUAUCUGUGGUCUCUGAAGAGCAUCAGCCAGCUUAUGGACCAAAGAAGUAGCCUGUUCUACCUGGCGGCCGCUGUGAGCGAUUUUUACAUUCCGUAUUCGAGAUUGCCAAAGCACAAGAUACAGUCUAGAGACUACAAACUGAAGACGGAAGACGAUGCGGCAAAUGGGAACGGCGCAGCUCAACAACAGAGCACCACGACCACUGAAGAUGGGAGACUGAUAGUCAGCAUGGACCCUGUACCCAAAUUCUUGCGGCGACUCGUCGAAUCAUGGGCCCCGAAUGCGAUGCUCGUGUCGUUUAAGCUCGAGACAGACCCGUCCAUACUGCUACAGAAGGCGCAGCUGUCCCUGGAGAAGUACCAGCACCAACUAGUCAUCGGAAAUCUGCUGCAAACCAGGAAACGGGAAGUCCUGUUCGUCGCUCCGGAGCUGCAGGAAGGACAGUGGAUAAAGCUGGACUCGGACUACGCGGACCUCGAAGAGGUCAUUGUGAAAGAAGUCUCGAAACACCACGACAAAUGGAUUAAGAGUGGUAAAGUAUGA